This is a messenger RNA of Erigeron canadensis, 349 nucleotides long. RefSeq names its product blue copper protein 1a-like. The transcript has 2 exons. Lineage: Eukaryota; Viridiplantae; Streptophyta; Magnoliopsida; Asterales; Asteraceae. The coding region runs from base 30 to 338 and encodes 102 amino acids. Gene Ontology annotation, molecular function: electron transfer activity. Gene Ontology annotation, cellular component: plasma membrane. The record is from RefSeq and is a predicted model, not a curated record.
AUAAAGGUUGGUGCGAAAGCGUUGACUACAUGGCUUGGACCGAAGGGAAAGAAUUUGAUAUCGGAGACAAACUUGUGUUCAAAUAUCCAAAAGGAAAGCACAAUGUAUUUAGAGUAGGCGAACAGGCGUGGAACGAAUGUAUAAUACCUCCCGAGAACGAGGCUUUGGCUACCGGAAACGAUGAGGUGACCUUAGAUACGGCUGGAGGAGUUGGGUUUAUUUCUGGUGUUGGACAAGAUUGUAAGAAUGGGAUGAGGCUUUUGGUCAAUGUCAUAUGCCCAUAUGCAAAACCCAAACAACCAGUACAGGGAGCAAGAAAGCUAGUUGAAAAACAUUAAGAUCCGAUCCA